This is a messenger RNA of Epinephelus moara (kelp grouper), 7972 nucleotides long. It is a transcript of the gene fam13b, whose product is annotated as family with sequence similarity 13 member B. The transcript has 24 exons. The record is from RefSeq and is a predicted model, not a curated record. The coding region runs from base 467 to 3625 and encodes 1052 amino acids. Lineage: Eukaryota; Metazoa; Chordata; Actinopteri; Perciformes; Serranidae. Gene Ontology annotation, biological process: signal transduction.
AGUAUUUGGCAGGUUCGUCCCUUGAGGGUGUGUGUGAGAGAGACUCGCUAAGCAACGACCUGCGAACGGGCAUCCGAGCCAGUCCGAGCUACAAAAAAAAGAAGAAACAGGAACCACAUUAUUUUCGAGUGUCUUUGCAAUGUUCCCGACGAUAUUUCUACACCGUCUGCUCUGAUCCCAUCGAAGUUGCCGUCUCCCCAGACGUCGGCUCCAGAAACCAAACCAGAAAUUAAUGCAUCUUGCUGCGCGUUCCUGUUUGUUUUGACCUGUGCAGCUAGAAAGGAAUCCUGCAAGAGGGAUUAGCGGUCCGUCAAUGAGGAACUACCGGCUCAUCUUCUGCCACAACCUGAAGCAGCCAUAGAUGGUUCGGUGGUUCACUGGCUAGGGGAGGAGAGGAUAGGACACACUUUCACUGCUACACGACGUUAGGUCUUGGCGGGGCUGUGGUGAGGAGGAGGAGGAGGCCAUGAGGAAGAGCGUGUCUCCGUUGCCAGGCAACGAGGGCGGGAGCUCAGCCAGCACCACGCGGGUCUUUGGCGUUCCUUUGGAGGAGGUGACGCGCACUCACACAAUCAGUGGCCAUGAGGUUCCUGCACUGGUGAAACACAUCGUCGACUACAUCGAGGAGCAUGGUCACCUGGACCUGGAGGGGCUCUUCCUUGUGAAUGGCAACGCAGAGCGUGUGGAUUGGCUGCGCCAGCGUUACGACAGUGGUGAGGAGGUGGAGCUAGAGAAGGAGGCGGACCUGGCGUCAGCGGUCAGUUUGCUCCGACUCUUCCUGCAGGAGCUUCCUGAGCCGGUUAUUCCAACAGCGAUACAGGGACACAUUCUACAGCUACACCAAGAUUACAGCAACGAAGAGGACCUGUGUAGAAACCUGAAGUACCUGCUGCAGCAGCUUCCACAGCUGAACUACGGCCUGCUGCGUUUCCUUUGCCGCUUCCUGGCCAGCGUGGCUUCACUUCAGCAAGAGAGCUGGAACAUUGGGACGCUGGCUGCCGUCUUUGGACCAGACAUCUUCCAUCUGUCAACGGAAGGAGAGGAUCUUCGAGACCAAGAGUCUGUCAGCAGAGUCCUGGCAGAGCUGUUGGACAACCAGGAGGGCCUGUUUGACUCGGAGGACGAUGACGUCUCUACCACCAACGACUACAGCUCCAUCAAUGAACAGAUCACCGAGCUGUUAGAUGAUGAUAAGUGUGAGGCCGAAUGUGAAGAGCUGCCUCAGGACGGAGAGGAGGGUCCUGCCUCCUCUGACUCACCACAACACACACACACUGACGACAGCCCCACAGCCAGCUCCCACCUCUCCCCCAUAUCCAUCCUGCCUGCUGACUCUGCUGAGAUAAUCCAGCGAACCAUCAGGGCUGCAGUGGAGCAGCACUUCUUUGAGCUGAAAACAUCCAUCGAUCAAGACCUCAGCAACUAUGACAGCCAGGGGGUGAGUCCCAGUGAGCCUUCAGACCAGGGUUGCCAUGGAGAUGAGGAGCAACAAACUGACCCUGAGGACAGUCCCUGCGACACUGAAGCAGAGACCCCACUCACGCCGACUGAGCAGCACAUACAGCAAAGUCAGAAAGAUACACAGGAUUCAUUGGACUCUGGCGCCGCCCUGGAGGAGAGCUCGGGAAUGGACCUGGACGCAGAGGCUGUCAGAGAUGCUGAGAACAACAUCAACACUGCCAGGCAGGACAAUCAACCCUGUGACAACAUGGAGCAGACUCACACUGACACCAUAAGCUGUGACUCAGAUUCAUGCCGUGAUCAGAACGCCAACACCAGUAAGACCAACAUGAACCACCUGUCACCAUGCCAACCAAACCCUGGGCACAACCCCCACCUCCAGCUCUUCCCUGACAACCAAUGGGAAGCGUCACCCCCCUCCCAUCUCCACCUCCCUCCCAUAGACUUCUCAUGUAUGCACCUGCAGAAAGAAGGCCAUGACCCCGUCCCAGCUUUCAAAUCCUGGCAGGAUGACAGCGAGAGCGGAGAGGCGCAGCUCUCCCCGCUGGCCGGCCGCAUGGUUCCUCUCCCGCUGCUCCCCCUGGAGGAGGAUGGCGAGGAGGACGAGGGGGAGGGAGGGCAGGAAGCCUCCCCCUCCUCGUCCCGCUCUCACCAUCACCUCCUGGCACGACGCUUUCUCGACUUCGGAGUGCACGGGGCCCAGCGAUUCCUCCAGCAGGACCCGGACGCCACCUCACCCACCAAAGCACAGAGGCCGCGGCGAGCAUCAUUUGGAUCCAAAGAGGCGAUGAGAGGAGGAGGAGAUUCAGUGACCCAUCAACUCACCAAGAAGCUGCAGCACCUGAAGAAGAAAAUCAAGCAGUUUGAAGAGCAAUUUGAGAAGGAGAGGAACUAUAAGCCCUCUCACGGAGACAAGGCAGCUAACCCCAAAGUUCUCAAAUGGAUGACCGACCUCACAAAGAUCCGCAGGCAGAUUAAAGGACGCCAGCACCACCUUUUACCCAGAAGCACGCUGAGGCACCAGGCUUUGCUCCAUUCAUACAGACGCCACCAUGCUCCCUCCCUCCCUUCCUCCUCCUCCUCCUCCUCCUCUAUCUGCUCACCUCCCCAUCACACACUCACGCCCCCGCUCCACCCCUACUCAGGCCUGAGCUCUAGACCGUAUCACCUCAAUGCCAAACACCGCGCAGAGAGCGAGCUUGGCCCCCAGACUCGUCCUCGGAGCAACACCUUGCCCAAGAGCUUCGGCUCCACGCUGGAACAAGGCACUAGCGAUGCAGUAGGAGAGGUCAAGGGUCAGCGUCCCACCAGGGAGGAAACACUGGAGCUGAUCCAGUGCAGGGUCAAAGGGAAGAGGCAGGAGGACGGCUGGCCGGAUGACAUCAAGAAGAUGACCAAGGAGCAGUUGUCCUGUGAGAAGACGGUCCUUCAGAAGAACCUGCUGCACUAUGAGGGUCUGCAUGGCCGACCGGUGACCAGAGAGGAGCGUCUGGUGGUGAAGCCUCUCUACGAUCGCUACAGAUUGGUCAAACAGAUGCUCACCCGAGUCAGCAUCACACCUAUCACAGUGUCCCCCUCCAGUAAGAGGCGCAAUCAGACCCUCCAGCCAAUCAUUGAGGGCGAAACAGCUCAUUUCUGGGAGGAGAUCAAAGAGGAGGAGGAGGACGAGCGUAAAGAAGGAGAACAAGAAGAGAGGGAGGAGGACCAGGAUGAGGAGGAAGAGGAGGAGGAUGAGGAGGAGGGAGAGAGCAGCGGUGGGGAGAUGCAGAGCUCUGAGGUCAUCAUGGCUGUCGACCUUGUGACUUCAUCUGAGGGAUCCAUGCGGAGCCAGAACCAACCCGACAGGCAGAGCGAUUGUUCAAUGAAAGCCAAGAUGGAGGAGGGGUCUGGGAAGCUGGCACUGGACCUGCGGCUGUCCAGCUCCAACGCCUCGUCCAUGCCAGAGCUGCUGGAACAGCUGUGGAAGGCCAGAGCAGAGAAGAAGAAGCUGAGGAAGACCAUCCGGGAGUUUGAGGAAGAUUUUUAUCAGCAUAAUGGAAGAAAUGUUCAGAAGGAGGACCGGGUGCCGAUGCUGGAGGAGUACAGGGAGUACAAGAGGAUCAAGGCCAAACUCCGCCUGCUGGAGGUUCUCAUCAGCAAACAGGAUUCCUCCAAAUCCAUCUAGGCCCGCCCCCCUCAGACACCAGCUGCCACCGCACACAUCAUCACUGCUGCUGCUGCGAGGACCCACCCAGGACGUCAUCACACCUGGGAGGGAGUACAGUAACCACAUCACAUGACUUCCCAGGAAGUGCUCUCAGUCGGACUUCAUGACCUCCAGAUGGCGUGCUGCGUUCAGGUCACGGAGAAAAAUAAAUUAGAGUUACAGUCCAACAUGUCGUCAUUUAAUCUCUGUAAAUACUGUUUGUAGAUAACGGCCUUCACUGGUGCAUGAACAUUUCCAGGAAUCUUUUAAAGGGAUUUUCCUGCAUUUUAACGACAGUAAACAAAGGAAAGUUUGGUGGAUCCAAGACUGCAGCCAACCACUGAAUGUUGAUGCUGUCAGUGUAACGACAAAAUAAUUUCUGUCAGACCAGUAGAAAUAAAAUGCAGUUAGUAAGCAGUGAUUUAAUGGAACAAUACGAGUUGUCUUAAAAAAUAAUCUUUAGAACAUAAUCAAUCAUAUCUUUGUGGAGAUAAAGUAAAGGCGAAUGUGCUAAAAUAACUUUUAGCUGCUGUUUCAGUUCCUGACAGUUUUUUUUUUUCCUGAAAAGGCCACAAGUAAAUAAUAUGCACUGAAAAAUCUUGAAGCAAAUUUUAAGUAUUUUAAUCACAAAAUCACUUCAAUCUUUAUUUGUUUAAUAACUAUGAUUAUCUACAUGUGACGACAGAAUUCAUAUUAGAGAUCUUCUGUCAAAACUCCCAGCCUGAGUUUAAUUAACAACUAAUGUGAUGUUAGACGUUCAUUUUUACAACUAUUUCCCCGUGACAUGAAUGCAGCAGCAGCACCACCAGUUAAACUCAAAAUCACUCCCGUCAGCCACACCUGAUCCUCCGCUGCCUCGUCUGACUGCAUCUCAUCUAAAACAUGGCCGCAGUUUAGAAACAUGGAGAAAAGGAACCAUUAUCAUCAUCAUCACUGUUUGUCUUCAUCACCAACGUGACUCAAGACUUUGCACUCGUCUUCUCGUGUUUUGUUUCUUUGGGAGAAAAAAAAAACAUUCUGACUUUUUAAUUUCAGAACUUUUCUUUUCGUCGAUCUUUGUGUUUUUUUCCUUCAUGCUGAGGAAUCUUAUCGGACAGCUCGAGGACUGGCAUUUUAGACACUCUUCACCCAAGACGCUCUUUCUUUCUUUGGGAUGUCGCACUGUGUGAAAAGUCCCUCUUUCGCCUCUCAUCGGGGAGUCACAGUUUCUUACAGCGGCCUCCUCAGCGCGAGGAGAUCGGUUAUUUUAUUCUGUCAUGUAACAUCCUGGAUGCUUCACACACUCUGACUGAUUUUAAAAUUCAUUCACGAGUUUAAAGUUUGUGCGUGUAUUGUUGAAAAAAAAAAAAAAAAAAAGACGUGUAUACAUACAUGUUUGUGAGACACUGCUGUUCAUGUUCUUGAAUGAAAAAGAAUAUGUGUCGUAUUCCAAGGAAAAAAAUAAUUGUAUUAACUCCCAGUGUGAUCUCGGAGCUGUUUGUGGAAGACUUUUUCUUUUUCAUUUUCUAUUUUUCAUCAUUUUCUUCAGUUUUGUUUUACAUUUUGGAGAUAUUUGUCAGUGAGAUGUUCACAUGGUCGGCACAGUGGUGUUUCUGCUUUGCAACUCUGAACUUCAUUUCCCAUGAGCCUCUAAGGUGAAAAAAUGCUGCUUUUAAGCUGUUGAACUCAGAAAUCUAAGUUUUAAAGUCCCAAAAUGCUCAUCAUUUUGAUAUUUCUGACAGCACUUAAAGGCAGCAUUAGACUGAAGAUGCUCGUAGGAAACAGUCAUAUUCAGAUUUGGAUAUUGUCGCAGACAUCACGAAUAUUCUGCACACUUUUGGUGACUGUUCUUGUUGUUUUCCCACUUGUCUCUUCACUCGUUCAGUUUGCUGCAUGGUGUCCUGGGGGAUUAUGGGUGAUAAAUGCCGAGGAGAGGAGCCAGUAUCUGGUCCACGCUGCUGCAGUUUCUUUGAAACCAAAAGCAUGUUGGCUACAGGAAGUGGCAGUUUGGCAGAGAGUUUCCUGAGUAUCAGUCAGCAGGUGCUGUGCAGCUGAUGUGACUGAGUAACUGAUGUAUCUCUGAUGGUCCUGGGUCGCUGUAUCGUAUCAGUGAGGUGCCAACACUGCCAGCACUGAUUAUAAACACAAAGACGCAGCUCUGUCUGUGGUUCACUGAUGUUUUUUCCCCAACUGGUGAGUCAGUGCCGAGGGUCUGAUGUCCACAAUGCUGAGGGAGGGAAGAGAUUUCAACCCUCUGCUGCGUUUCUGUUUGGUUGACUCUGCAGUCGGAGUUAAAUGUCCUGCUGGCAGGUAAAAUGAGGGCAGGUGAGGAGGAGAAAAUGUGUCCUCUUCAUUUCUCUUCCUUGUAGAGGCCAUGUUGUCUUGUAUCAGACAGGAGUCAAGAUGUCACAGUGUGAUUUAAAAUGCAGGACGAAGACAUUUCCAACUAUGGCUGAACUUUGUCUUUAGCUAGUGAGUCAGAAGACCAGCUGUUGUGGCAGGUGGAGUUUCUAUUAUCAGAACCUCUUUGGCUCGUUACUUGUGAGAUGUUUAAGGCCGAUAAGACAAAGUAGUGCUUUUCUUGGCUGAACCGGUGUACAUUUACCUGCCAGAAUCAAAGUUGACUGCAGUCUUUUGUCUGUCAGUGGACGGCAGAUGCGACGGUUUGGAAUCAAAGUUUCGAAUGAGUCUGUGUUUGUGAGUGCUUGUGAGGAAUAAGAGGGAGGGUGCGGUGCGUUUGUGGGGACGGGAACGUUUGUAGGGUUGAUGUAAAAAGAUGUUAUUUGCACAGCAUUCACAGAAUGCAGCCCUUUUGUGUUUUUUCAUUUGUUAUUUCUAAAAAUGAAGCACUACUUCUAUACAAAUAUAAAUAUAUACUGUACAUAAAAAAAAAAAAAGAAAAACACCCGAAGGAAUGAAUGUCAGAAAUGUUUAAAUUAUUUCAAACAUUACGUUUGGCCCCCUUUGGUUCAUAAUAUUUGUGAUGCCCUGAGAAUGUGUUUUUUUAUUAUUAUAAAUAUUGCUAUUACUAUCAUAACCAUUAUUUUGUGUGAACAUGACAACAAUAAUAAUCCUUUUGUAUCUACUCACGAACUGUAAAACCAGCUGUAGAAGUUAGUCUGGCACUGUGUGUGGCUAAUCAAACCUGAACCUGCUCCGUUUCCUGAUUUAUUUUUGUCGCUCUGUGUAAUAUAAGCUAAUAUAGAAGCAGUACUGUAGUGAGCUUGCAUGGCAAAAGAGAACAUAAUAGUAUGAAUAACAUGAUGUAUUGUUUAUAUUAUUUGUGCCAUGAAGAAGCAGCAAUAAUAAAGGUUUGCGUGGAGGUUUCACAGUAUCGGGUCAUGGGUAACUGAUGUGUGGGAUAGACUUUGUGCGUGAAUAUUUGAGGUACAAUACUUUUUAUUUUUUGUUUAAAGUCUAGUUGUUUUCAGCCUGACACCCACAUCGUCAUACAUGGUGUGUUUUUACUACCGUUGUCAGCAUAAUGUUCAUGUUGGCGCUGCUGAAAAACCAAAAUGAGAAUAAAUUUUGAAGGUGGACAGGGAUUGAAAAGCCAAUGACAGAUGUGUCGUAUCUGAAAACAUUCCAGUUUUUAUCAUCAUUCAAAAAGUGGAAACAGUCCAUCGUCAAUCUCUGAAGGGCUUUUAUUUUAGCUUUUACUGUUUUUUUCAGUCUAACAGGUGAUUUGUUUUGGCGCCUCAGUUUUUUUUAGUCAACUUUGUUUAACAUUGUGCCUGCAGCAGAGUGGUAAAAUUCACAUUGUAAACUGUAAAUGUAUUCUGUCUCUGUCAGUGUACAGUAUGUUUCAUCUCACACUUACCCAUCCGACGUGCAUGGUUGUUUCACACACCUGGAAUUAACAGCAGAAGUUUCUGUCAAAGAUGUCUCACAGGUCACAGCUCCCUCUGGAAAUGUUUAAGAAAUGAUCAGUUUUUUUGGUCAAAAACAACAGAAGAGAUAAAGGAUGUAUUUUACAAGUCUGUGAAAUUAUUUUUUAGUCAAGAGUGUCUUUAAAUCUUUAAAAUUUAAAGGAGAAAGUCAUUUUGCUUACAGAUGUGAUCCACAAAGUUAGGACAUCACACAACAGAUACUUCCUCACAUCUUGGAUACUAACAUUUGCUGUAAAUUCCUUUGACCCGAGAGGUUUCUUGCUUCCUCCGGGUCAUCUUCAUGUGAUACUGUGUUUUAUCACAUCAAUAUAUUGUAUGUGCGUAUGUAUCUAUAAAUGUUUUCUUACUUGGUGAAUGCUUUUUUCUGUUUUUUCUUCAUUAACAAAAAGGAUGAGAAAAUACAAUCAGUAACAAACAUUUACACAUGAAAAAUAAAAUUUACAAGCUUGCCACAUCA